This is a messenger RNA of Protopolystoma xenopodis, 1233 nucleotides long. Lineage: Eukaryota; Metazoa; Platyhelminthes; Monogenea; Polystomatidea; Polystomatidae. The record is from the annotation of a GenBank genome assembly.
AAUUCAGCUGCCGACCUGUCCCACCAUUUACCGUCGGCCGAUGGACAUCUGACAGCCGGAGCGACCUUCCCUCCUUCUCUGCGUCGGUCCGGUCUCGCAGCCUCCGUAGACCGAUGCGAGUCCGCCAAGUCCGGAUAUUUGUGGCCGCUGCUGGGAUGGCCGAAUCGACGCCAGGCCCGAUCAACCUGCAACACAGGCCCGAUGGGCUACACCACGUUGUCCGGAGUCCGAGUCCCUGGCCUCGUCGGUAGCGAUGGCAAUGGUGAUGGCGACUCUGGCGAUGCCAGCGGCCUCGGACCCGGGCCCGAUCGAGCAGCCGCCUCCGUCUCGGACGCCCGGCGGUCAGGUCGGGUGCACGAGGAGCUCAGAUCCAUGCGGCCUGAAUUGCAGGCAGCGCAUGACCAGCCGCCGCCACAGUACCAGAGAGGACCACAAAUGCAUUGGCCUGCCCCGGGCCGACUGGAGGAGCCGAGGUCAAAGGCUCGCAGAGAGCCGCACGAGGCCCAGGUCGUCGAGGCAAUGAUGACGGCUCGACGACAGCUGUCUGAAGCCUGCUCCACUUUACUUCUAGAAACCUACUUACAACGUACCCAGUACCUUCUUAGCUUACACUCCGCUGGCAGGCAGGCAGGGCGGCUUGAGCGCAUCUACGGUCGCUUCUGCAAGUCGGCCCUGCUAAUGCAUUUUGCAGAAGAGUCCUGGCGCGAAGGUCACUGCCUGGCCGACUACUUUCAGCGGGAUUGCUCCGAGUUCAGCCAACACACGCACCAACCUGAGGCAGACUUGUGCCUCGGCAAAGGAGACCCUUUGAGGCCUGUCCUGUGGACGCAGGUCAUGGUUGCAUCGGGGUCUAAUGGCUCAAGGAAGUUACAUGUUUUGACGCCUCCCCUCAGCCGACUCGUGGAACAGCCGCCAGGUCGCGCCGUCGGCUCGGGCCAGAGGCCGUCAUGGCUACAGUUAACAGGCGAGGCAUCUGCCCGGGCACUGGAACGGGCCGAGCCGAGCUCCUCUGAGCUGUCGCUUCUGCCCACCACCCAAAGCUCCAGUACCAGGCUCGAGUUGAAGCCUCGCCUGACAGGUCUGCGUCUGUAUUUCGUGCCAAAAGUGUACACGCCGAGGCACGUACCCAAGGGGCGUUCAGAAAUUAAUAAUUCACACUCCUUACUGUUACCACCUCGUGAAGGCCGGGAUCUUGCCUCUCUCCACUAUGUUUUGAUUUCACCUCUACAUUGA